Molecule: messenger RNA, 1176 nt
Organism: Myotis daubentonii (Daubenton's bat)
Lineage: Eukaryota; Metazoa; Chordata; Mammalia; Chiroptera; Vespertilionidae
Product: PRAME family member 12-like
Cellular component (GO): cytoplasm
Source: RefSeq, a predicted model, not a curated record
AUGACGCUUCUCCACUUGAACUUCGGGGAAAGUCUGAGAUCCGAGCCCCAGCCAACCCGGUCACAGCAGACGUUUCUGCAGGAUGCCUCUCUGAGCACCUUGACGAUAAGCAUCCGGACCCCACCCACACUCCUGGAGCUGGCAGGAAGGAGCCUGCUGAGGGACCAGGCCUCAGCCAUCGCAGCUCUGGAGUACUUGCCCGCUGAGCUCUUCCCGCCGCUGUUCAUUCAGGCCUACCAUAGGAGAAUGCGGACACCCCUGAAGGCUUUGGUGCACGCCUGGCCCUUCACUGUCCUCCCUCUGGGGAGCCUGCUGAGGCUGCCUCCGUUCAUGGUCUUACAAGCAGUGUUUGAGGGGCUUGACGUUCUGCUUGCCCAAGAGAUUCGCCCCAGGAGGUGGAAACUGCGGGUGCUGGAUUUAAGGAACAUGAAUGUCAACCUCUGGAGAUUGUGGUCUGGAGACAGCACCCAGAAGUGCUCUCAGACAGGACCAGCGACUGUGCACAGCUCCAGCCCCAACAUGGAGCACCCCUUGGCUCCCUUGGAGGUGUUCCUAGACCUUAACUUCAAUGAAAGGGACAGGGAUAAGUUUUUCAUGUACAUCAUCCAAUGGGCCCAGCAGAGAAAAGGGUUGGCACACCUGUGCUGCAAGUCGCUGAGGUUUUUUGAUGUGCCCUUUGAGAGGGCGAGGAAGGUCCUGGAUGCGGUGCAGCUGGACUGCAUCCAGGAGGUGGAAGUGGACUACACCUGGGACCUGCCCACCCUGGGGACAUUUGCUCUCUACCUGGGUCAGAUGAGUCACCUGCAGAGUCUUGCUCUCUGCCACAUCAAGAUGCUCAGGCUGUGGCACCUCAAGAAGCUCUACUUGGAAUCUCCCUCCUUCCUCCAAGGCCGUCUGGACCAGAUCCUUAGGUGCCUGCAGACCCCCUUGGACAAACUCUCCAAGCUGCUGCGCCACACAGCCUGGCUGCGCAGUUUAGAGCUCCAGCUGUACCCCGUCCCCCUGGAGUGUUACAGGACCCAAGAGACUGUGGACCAGGAGAGAUUUGCCCUGAUCCGGGCUGAGCUCACGGAGACACUGAGGGAGUUAGGACAACCCAGGACCAUCCGUCUUGACACCAAGUACUUUAGCUCUAUCACCACCUUCAGAAACACCACAGCUAUCCUCAACCUCUGA